Molecule: messenger RNA, 1315 nt
Organism: Pseudogymnoascus destructans
Lineage: Eukaryota; Fungi; Ascomycota; Leotiomycetes; Thelebolales; Thelebolaceae
Exons: 4
Coding region: 1-1170 (389 amino acids)
Biological process (GO): DNA repair; DNA-templated DNA replication
Cellular component (GO): DNA replication factor C complex; nucleus
Molecular function (GO): ATP hydrolysis activity; DNA binding; DNA clamp loader activity
Source: RefSeq, a predicted model, not a curated record
AUGGCAGGGUUUUUCGAUCUCAAGGCGCGCAAGAAGGAGGCGGAGGCAGAGGCCUUGGGUGACAAGAAGGGCGCUCCCAAUGGGAAGGACAAUACACGGCUGCAGCCAUGGGUUGAGAAAUACCGCCCAAAGAGUCUCGCCGAUGUGACAGCUCAAGACCACACCAUCACCGUCCUCCAACGCACCCUCCAAUCCUCCAACCUCCCCCACAUGCUCUACUACGGACCCCCCGGCACCGGCAAAACCUCCACCAUCCUCGCCCUCUCCCGCUCCCUCUACGGCCCCGCCCUCUUCCAUUCCCGCGUCCUCGAGCUCAACGCCUCCGACGAGCGCGGCAUCAGCAUCGUGCGCAAGAAAGUCAAAGACUUCGCACGCAUGCAGCUCUCCCGACCCCCCGGCGGCAACUACCAAGAGCAGUAUCUCUGCCCCCCCUACAAAAUCAUCAUCCUCGACGAGGCCGACAGCAUGACGCAAGACGCGCAGAGCGCGCUGCGCCGGACGAUGGAGACGUACAGCAAGAUCACGCGUUUCUGCCUGGUGUGUAACUAUGUUACGCGGAUUAUUGAUCCCCUGGCGAGUCGGUGCAGUAAGUUCCGCUUUAAGCGGAUGGGAGAGGGGCAGGCGGGGACGAGGCUGAGGGAGAUUGCGGAGAAGGAGAAGGUGCCGAUGGAGGAGGGGGUGGUAGAGGCGCUGAUUAAGCACUCGGAGGGGGAUUUGAGGAAGGCGAUUACGUUUUUGCAGAGUGCGGCGAGGUUGGUGGGGGCGGCGGGGGCGGAUGGGGGGGAGGAGGUGGAGGAGGAUGCGAUGGAUGUUGAUGGGGUGCAGAAGGUUGUUACGGUUAAAUCGAUUGAGGAUAUUGCGGGUGUGAUUCCGGAUCGGACUAUUGACAGUCUGGUGAAGGCUAUGCAGCCGUCGUCGAGUGGGCUGACCUACGAGAAUAUCUCGAAGGUGGUUACGGAGAUGGUGGCCGAUGGCUGGAGUGCCUCGCAAGUUGUUACACAGCUCUACCAGACGAUCAUCUACAACGAAUCUAUCGCCGACAUCCACAAGAACAAAAUAGUUAUGAUCUUCUCCGAGAUCGACAAGCGCCUCGCGGACGGCGCAGACGAGCAUUUAUCCAUCCUCGACAUGGCAUUGCGUAUAGCCGGGGUGCUGACAAGUAAGGCAUAAUUUGUUACGCUCGCUUUCGGUUGGGCAAAGCUGGUAAUUUAUGAUCAAGGCCUGAACAAGGGGGGAAUUGCAUAGCUCUGGAGUUGCGGGGUAAAAACAGAACAGGCGUACGGAAAUGAUCAACACUUAUGAACAAGAUCUAUGA